This is a messenger RNA of Geosmithia morbida, 699 nucleotides long. RefSeq names its product phosphopantothenoylcysteine decarboxylase. Gene Ontology annotation, cellular component: phosphopantothenoylcysteine decarboxylase complex. The transcript is spliced from 2 exons. Gene Ontology annotation, biological process: coenzyme A biosynthetic process. Lineage: Eukaryota; Fungi; Ascomycota; Sordariomycetes; Hypocreales; Bionectriaceae. Gene Ontology annotation, molecular function: FMN binding; phosphopantothenoylcysteine decarboxylase activity. The coding region runs from base 1 to 699 and encodes 232 amino acids. The record is from RefSeq and is a predicted model, not a curated record.
AUGUCGCUAAAUGGUCGCGAUGACUCGGCCGAUUCGGUAGUUCAAGCACGCAGUGAUGGCAAGCGUCAUUUGUUGCUAGCAGCUACUGGCUCUGUUGCCACUAUCAAAAUCUUCCAGAUCGUCAAAGCUCUCUCGACGCGGGAUAACCUCUCAAUACGGCUCGUCUUCACACCAUCGGCCGCCCGCUUCCUCGACGGUCAGUCGGCCGAGCAGCCGUCACUGGCUGAGAUCGCACGCUUUCGCAACGUCGACGCUAUAUACAAUGAUGCCUCAGAGUGGACGACCCCGUGGACUCGUGGAUCACCAGUCCUACACAUUGAGUUGAGGAAAUGGGCCGACCUCAUGGUGAUUGCGCCUUUGAGCGCCAAUUCCAUGGCGAAAAUGAUAACGGGAAUAUGCGACUCGCUGCUCCUCUCAGUGGUUCGAGCUUGGGAUACGACCGGCUUCGUUGACGGGACGGGCAACCUAAAUAUGAAGAGGAAGAUUGUCGUGGCUCCCGCUAUGAACACCUGCAUGUGGAGACACCCCAUCACCGCUCGCCAGAUCAAGACACUCGAAGAAGACUGGGGAGGCGACCAAGGUUGGGUCGAAGUCAUAAGGCCAAUCGAGAAGCCUCUGGCUUGUGGUGAUGUCGGGGAUGGCGCCAUGGCCAGCUUCGAAACGAUAGUCUCUGUUAUUGACGAGAAACUUGGCUUCUAG